UUGUAAUAUGAUAAUCGGGAAAAGACUUUUUUUUCUUUGCAAUAUCAAGGUCAUCAAACUUUUUGAUUGUAUAAAAUUUGCAAUUGAGUUCAUGGGUGAGACAUUCAGCCGCGGUCGCUCCAUAUGAUGAUGAUGUGCUCAAUGGUAAGUAAUCAUGUUGAAGUUUUUGUCUUUUCCGUUGAAGAUUGGGGUGACAUGGUUGUGCAGUGGUUAGCACUGAGGUGUCACAUCUCUGGGAUCAGGUAUCCGUGUGUGGAGUUUGCGUGUUCUCCUUAUGUCUUUGUGAGAUUACCUCCAGGUAUGCUGGCUCCCCCCCCCCCCCCCCCCCCCCCCAAUCCAAAAACUUGCUGAGAUUAAUCGGAGUUACCAAAUUGCCAAUUGUUGUGCUUGUGGUGAGUGAAUGGUGUGUCAGUGUGCCCUGCGAUGGGUCGGCACCCCAUCCUGGGUUGUUACCUGCCUUGCACCCAUAGCACCAGGGAUGGGCUCCAGACCCCCUUUGACCCUGAAUAGGACAAGCAGCUUCAGAGGAUCGAUGGAUGAAACUGAAGGUGAAAGGUGCUCUUACUUGACCAGAAGAAGAAUAUCAAUGAGGUUUUGUUUAUGAAUCUGGCUCUUCAUAAAUCAAACUUUGUUGCAAUGGUGACUGUCAUGUUUCCUUAUUUUCCUUUAAUAUUUACGAUGAAACCGCUCAUAAAUCAGAUAGAUAAAAAUAAGCUUGGAGUGACACAGACAGCUGACAAAUACCAAUCAUUUCCUAGCAUGUUCAAUGCCUUUCUCGUUAGUGUCACAAAUCAACUGCACUCUACCACCCUCAUUAGUUUUUUUUAUGCAUUGUUCUUCAGAUAACAUUAACCCUUAGGUACAGUCCUGUUUGCCUGAGCUCAUGUCUGUGUUCUCAUUAGCAGUAUAAUAUACGGGGUAUUACAAGGUGGAUAAAGGCCUUACAUGAAGGUGAUGAGUCAGACAGAUCUUUGUAUAUGUCACAGAGCUAAACCCUCUGUCCAAAGGCUUCUUUGAAUCUGCACUAUGCAUGAGUCUGUGGAUGGCAGCCUUGUGUCUGGGUACAGGAACCAUUCUGGGCUUAUUGGGACACAGUGCUCUCAUUUUUCUCGAAUUGUGAAGCAGAAGGAUUAGAAAGUGCUUUAAUCUGAGUGCUUGUGCACGUUGUCGGUCUCCAGUUCUUUGAGUCGCUCCAUUUUUUCCGCUGUCAAACAUGAUGGAUAUUGGUGGUCUGACCACUGUGGUGGCCAAUUCAGCCUACAUCUCUGCGCGUGGGAGCUUUGAUGGAACAGGCAACCCUGCCGCUAACCGGGAUAAGAAAUAUCAUGCCAAGCUCAAGCUUCCUCACAUCACGGUGUGUGAGCACCUCCGGGAGAAGCUGGACCCGCAGUUCCACAGCAUGUGUGUGGAGCAGCCCAUUGGCAAGCGUCUCUUUCAGGAAUAUCUGGAGAGCACCGAUGAGUAUAUGGGUCCUGGCCGCUUGUGGAAUCACAUUGAGGAAUAUGAUACAAUGGAGGACAAGAAUCGUAUGCAGAAGGCCGCAAGGAUCCUUGAACUUUACAUGGAGCCCUCGGCUAAGUACUUCUGUCCCUUUCUGCCUGAGAAUGGCAUCACCAAAGUCAAGGAAAAGCACCAGGAUGCUGCAGAUGACUUGUUUAACGAAACCCUACAGAACGUGCUAGACUUCCUGAAGGAGGUCCCAUUCACCUUUUACCUAGAGAGCAUGUACUUCAAACGUUUCCUCCAAUGGAAGUGGCUGGAGAUGCAGCCUAUUAUUGACGACUGGUUCCUGGACUUCCGUAUAUUGGGGAAGGGGGGCUUUGGGGAGGUGUCUGCUUGCCAGAUGAAGGCCACUGGGAAGUUGUAUGCUUGCAAAAAGCUCAACAAGAAGAGACUGAAGAAGAGAAAAGGCUAUGAGGGGGCAAUGGUGGAGAAGAGGAUUCUUGCUCGAAUUCACAGUCGCUUCAUUGUGUCAUUGGCCUAUGCCUUCCAGACUAAGACUGAUCUUUGCUUGGUCAUGACCAUCAUGAAUGGAGGAGAUCUCAGGUACCACAUCUACAACGUGGACGAGAACAACCCGGGAUUUGAUGAGCCGCGAGCCUGUUACUACGCCGCCCAGAUUAUCAAUGGAUUGGAGCACCUACACCAAAAGAGGAUAAUCUACAGAGAUCUAAAACCUGAGAAUGUGCUUCUGGACAAUGAAGGCAACGUCCGCAUAUCUGACCUUGGGCUGGCAGUGGAGCUGAAAGAGGGCCAGUUCAAAAUCAAAGGUUAUGCCGGGACGCCAGGGUUCAUGGCUCCAGAGCUACUGAAAGGAGAGGAGUAUGACUGCUCUGUGGAUUACUUCACUCUGGGCGUCACUCUGUAUGAGUUUAUUGCAGCAAAAGGUCCCUUCAGAAGCCGGGGAGAGAAGGUGGAGAACAAGGAGGUGAAGAAGCGCAUCUUGAACGAUCCUGUGAAGUACACUGAGAAGUUUAGCGAGCGGGCUACGUCCAUCUGCGAGGGGCUGUUGGCCAAGGACGUGGACAAGAGGCUGGGCUUCAGGAAUGGGAACUGUGAUGAAAUCCGAGCACACCCUUUCUUCAGCGGCAUCAACUGGAGGAAGCUUGCAGCAGGUAUUCUACCACCACCGUUUGUCCCUGAUUCUAAAACGGUGUAUGCCAAGAAUAUAGACGAUGUAGGGGCCUUCUCCACAGUGAAGGGCGUGGCUUUGGAAAACACUGACAAGAGGUUCUUCAGCGAGUUUGCCUCUGGCAAUAUCGCCAUCCCAUGGCAGGAGGAGAUGAUUGAGACGGGCAUCUUUGGUGAACUUAACCAGUGGGGCCCUAAUGGCGGGCCCCCCACUGACCUUCGCCGUGAGUCCAUCCUGGAGCAGCCACCUAAAUCAUCCACCUGUUGUAUCUCAUAGACUGCACCUUGGGAGCCAUUUAAAGGUGUACGUUCUAAAAAAGUAGUGAACUUGUAGUGAAUAAAAGCUCUGAAAAAAAAUAUUGGACUGAACCAAACAGAACAAAAAUGACGAGGGCCUUAGACUGGACACCCCUGGUUCUGAUGGAAUUUUCUCAACAGAAGGAAAGCACUGGGACACCAGUGCAACUAUAACCUUGGCAUUAGACAUUACAGCAUAUCUCACCGAGAAGCAUAAUAAAAAAUUAGUAAUUCUGGUUUAUUUUUUUUGUAAUUACGAAAAACUGAUUAUUUUUUAGCUUUACUGUGAAUAACUGGUUCAUGUUUCCUGUUUGUUCACAUUUGAGAGGCUAUACUCCUCUGAGAGGACUGAAGAAUGUGAUGCAAUACAUUUGGAUGUUUUGCACCCUGCUAAACCAUGCUUAAAAGCAUUUAUAGCAUAGUGUUAUCAUGGAACAAUCGAUGCAUUCAAUGCCGGUCGAACCCAUGCGGCGCCGCCCGAGACAAAGUGAAACUGGCUUGCUUAAUCGGCGCCCUCUCUGAAGACGGCGCCCUAGGCGACCGCUUAUGUCUCCUGAUGGGCUGACUGGCACUGGACACAUUUCAGAACUGUGUGACUAACAGGUGCCUGUGCCCAGCUUCUAAAGGUCGUGGUUUGCCAUGGUUUGGGUUAACAAUGUUACAGAAGUAUGUAUGCGCACGUUUGAAUGUAGCGUGCGCAGCGUCUGCCCGUACUGCUUAACAAUGAACGCAUUUCAUGCAGUCGUUUCUCAAGUAAAUGGGAGCGCGAGGAACCAAGAAUCCUUAUUUUUCUUGCUUAUCUGCAAGACUUGUGUGACUUGUGAUUCGCGCAUUAUCAGGAAAAAAGUGAAUUUGUCUAAAUGAGGAUAGAAUAAACGAUACAAUCUCAAAGGAUUAUUGGGGGAUUAAGCAUCAAAUGUUACUUUUUAUGCAGCAUAGACAUUGUCCAUACACGAAACAGCUUGUUUGUAUAGAUAUACUGUUAAAACUCAGAGUGCAAUAAGAGGAAAAUAUUUAUUUUGCUGUGGGGAAAUUCUAGGAGGACAUUUAGUCUACAGUCACGCGGGUUAU
Brienomyrus brachyistius is the source of this 3999-nucleotide messenger RNA. It is a transcript of the gene grk1a, whose product is annotated as G protein-coupled receptor kinase 1 a. Gene Ontology annotation, molecular function: ATP binding; rhodopsin kinase activity. Gene Ontology annotation, biological process: protein phosphorylation; visual perception; signal transduction. Gene Ontology annotation, cellular component: cytoplasm. The record is from RefSeq and is a predicted model, not a curated record. Lineage: Eukaryota; Metazoa; Chordata; Actinopteri; Osteoglossiformes; Mormyridae.